This is a messenger RNA of Helianthus annuus (common sunflower), 576 nucleotides long. RefSeq names its product alpha/beta-gliadin clone PW1215-like. Bases 1 to 576 code for a protein of 191 amino acids. The record is from RefSeq and is a predicted model, not a curated record. The transcript has a single exon. NCBI's taxonomy places the organism in Eukaryota, Viridiplantae, Streptophyta, Magnoliopsida, Asterales, Asteraceae.
AUGGAAGGUUCAAGCAAGAAAGGUUCAGGUUCGAAGAAAAAUCCCGUACGACACAAGGUGCGAGCGAAUCUUGGCGAGCCGGCGCGCUUUAGGUUGCAAGACGAACCCGACCAAGUCCCACAUUUUCAAACCCAACAAUUUCCACCCUUUCAAACCCAACAAUAUCCACCCUUUCAAUCACAAGCGUAUCAAAAUCAACCGUUCGUUCCACCGUUUCAACCUCACCAAUUUCAACCCCAAUCAUUUCCACACUUUCAAACCCAAUCCCACCAAGUCGACCCACUAGAAGAUAACACCCUCAUCCAUCAUUUUGCAUGUGCGUAUCGCGAACCACAACAAAAUCUCGAUGAUGAUGAUGAAGACGAGGAUGACGUUCAAGAAGAAGAAGAAGAAAACGAAGAAGAAGAAGACGAAGACGUACAACAAGUUGUCCCGCCAUCGGUUCGGGGGCAUUGGAGAACCAAGGAGGAGAUCGCCUUGGUCAAGGCGUACUUGCACACCUCCGAAAACAACAAAAUAUUCCAACGAGCAAAAAAAAAAGGAAAUGUUUUGGAGACGAGUCAUGCUUCAUUUUAG